This is a messenger RNA of Chenopodium quinoa (quinoa), 651 nucleotides long. Its product is annotated as probable WRKY transcription factor 75. Gene Ontology annotation, molecular function: DNA-binding transcription factor activity; sequence-specific DNA binding. The transcript is spliced from 2 exons. The record is from RefSeq and is a predicted model, not a curated record. The annotation marks the transcript as partial. Gene Ontology annotation, biological process: regulation of DNA-templated transcription. NCBI's taxonomy places the organism in Eukaryota, Viridiplantae, Streptophyta, Magnoliopsida, Caryophyllales, Amaranthaceae.
AUUCUACCUUCUAUGACUGCAUGAAUGACAAAACUUCUUGACUUCUACUACCUCCAAUUCCUUGUACUAGUCUUCAUCCAUAAUUCCAUUUAGAAACGUAUCAUAUCGUUGUUCUCCCCUCAUUCAUUCUUUCUCACUCUCUCUCUCUCCCUCUCUUUCUCUUUCAUAGAAGCUAAAAACAUUAUUACUAUGACUACUACUCCAUUUUCAUCAAUACCCUUAGAAAAUUUUCCUUUCUCAAUGACAAACAUUAUUCCAAUCUCUCAUCAUACACCCAUCUCUUCUUCUUCUUCGUUGUCUUUGAUUGAUGUUUACAAGAAUGGACUUAUUGGGAUAAAUACGACGAAUACAAAGACUGAGCUAGGGAUGGAGAUGGAUAUGGAUUUUCAACAUGAUAAUGGAAAAAGAUUAGCUCCUAAUGAAUAUGUUGGAUCGUCGAGUGGCGGAAUUAAAGAGAACAAGAAGGAUAACAAGGAGAAAAUGAAAUUGAGAAGGCAUAGGUAUGCUUUUCAUACAAGGAGCCAGGUUGAUAUACUUGAUGAUGGUUAUCGUUGGAGAAAAUAUGGGCAAAAGGCUGUCAAGAACAACAAAUUUCCUAGAAGCUAUUAUCGAUGUACUCAUGGAGGGUGUAACGUAAAGAAGCAAGUGCAG